GAAAAAAAAACCUGGUGUUCGAGAGCAGUACGCAAUAGUCUCACAGUAAGUCACCGACAUGACGCGCCGGAGCGCCUUUGCGCAAGUAGGAUGUGCACAGUUCGCGAAUAAUUACACUAACCAGCAAUAUUUCGGAGCAAAAAUAACUAUGCUAUAGUGUUUCCUGCACUCACAUUUUGGAUACGAGCAGGCCCGCGCGGUGAGACUGGACUGAGAGAACAGAAGCCACGUUCUUCAGAGACGCAGCCAUGGAGGAGCAGCGGGAUGUGAACAGCACGGACAGCAGCGAGGGGGAGAGCGGCUCCCCGUCUCCCAGCCUGCCCUCGCCGCCCACACUGCCUCUGCAGGCCGCCCAGCAGGCCCACAGAACCACUAACUUCUUCAUUGACAACAUUCUGCGACCGGACUUCGGCUGUAAGAAGGAGCACGGCCCGGGCGCGCGGGAGAGGGCGCACACGUCCGGCCGGGAGCGCGUCCACUCUCUCGUCAGCAGGCCAAGCCUCCCCGGGACCCCGUGCCAGGACUCGAACUGCAGCAGUGACAGCAGCUCGUCCUCCACCUCCUCCUCCAUCUCUCUGGCGAGUCCCAAGAAGAGCAACGGCGGCUGCGAAGGAGCCACAGCCGCCGUCUCCACCGGGAGCAGCGGCGUGAAAGCCGAGGAGAGGAGCGGAGGAGCGACCGCAGAAAACAACUCCUCCUCGCGCGUGGUGUUGAACGGCACCGGGGCGCCCACACCGGAGAGUCAGCCGCUGCUGUGGCCGGCCUGGGUCUACUGCACCCGGUACUCCGACAGGCCCUCAUCUGGCCCAAGGACACGGAAACUGAAAAAGUCGAAAAGCGGCAAAGAGGACAAGCGGCCGCGCACGGCCUUCACGGCCGAGCAGCUGCAGAGGCUGAAGACGGAGUUCCAGGUGAACCGCUACAUCACGGAGCAGCGGCGGCAGGCCCUGGCCCAGGAGCUGGGCCUGAACGAGUCCCAGAUCAAGAUCUGGUUCCAGAACAAGCGGGCCAAGAUCAAGAAGGCCAGCGGCUUCAAGAACGGGCUCGCACUGCAGCUGAUGGCGCAGGGACUGUACAACCACUCCACCACCACCGUGCAGGAGGACAAGGAGGAGGACAGCGACUGAGGGGCCCCGCGCCCGGGACUCUGUAAAUACAUAGUAUCUAAUUUAAUGAUGGAGAGGGGACAGGGGGCUCUUCAUCACAGCGCGGCGUUUCUCCUCUUCCUCCGCGGACGCGACGGAGCAGACGCGGACACGUCGAGACUCUCGGAGCGACCUGCCGCCGCCAAACCAAAGAUGUUACUGGAAACCACAGCCUGGACACACGCGCGCGCACACACACACACACACACACACACACACGGGGCUGCUGUUCCACCUUCAUGAGUCUCUUUUACAGUUUGGCCUUCAGGAAUACCAUAGGAAUAUUACAGAAAUACUGCGAGCCCGAGGUCUUGGCCUGGCCUGGUAUUUAGUAUUUAAUUUAUUAUUUUUUGUAUUAAUGUAUUGUUUCGGGUGGGCAGGGGGCUUUGAGGUUUUUAUACGUUUAAAAUGAACCAACCAGAAUUGAAUUGUACAGUAUAUUUGGAUUCUAGUAUUUUAAAAUGCGAAAAAAAUGUUUCAUUGUAUAUUUCAACAUUUAUUUUCAGACCUUUAAAUGAGCUAAAAUAAAUUCAUUCAAAAUUCAGACGACACAAUACAGAUGAAUACAGAUGAAUAACGAACACAACGAAUAACAACGAUCCAAAUAUUCGGAGAGAACGAAGGAAACGGCUCCACGUGGCCCCGCCCCUCACCACGAGCAUUACGCGUGGAUUAGUUGUCGUGAUGACAACACAUUGUUCAGUGCGCAUCGUCCACACUUAGGGCUACAGUGUGAGCUCGACUACAGCACACUGUAAGAAAUCAAUCCACACGUCGCAGGUCAUCACAAGUAACAAUAAUAAUAAUAAUGAUAACAUUAUCCCCACAAGAACAAGUCACUAUCAUAUUCCUAUCAUCUUCUGUUUGUGUCACACUCAAUGAACUGGAAGUUCUCUCUCACACACACACACACACAUAUAUAUAUAUAUAUAUAUAUAUAUAUAUAUAUA
Messenger RNA from Scophthalmus maximus (turbot), 2095 nucleotides. RefSeq names its product homeobox protein engrailed-1-like. Gene Ontology annotation, molecular function: RNA polymerase II cis-regulatory region sequence-specific DNA binding; DNA-binding transcription factor activity, RNA polymerase II-specific. The record is from RefSeq and is a predicted model, not a curated record. Gene Ontology annotation, cellular component: nucleus. Lineage: Eukaryota; Metazoa; Chordata; Actinopteri; Pleuronectiformes; Scophthalmidae. The transcript has 2 exons. Bases 249 to 1127 code for a protein of 292 amino acids. Gene Ontology annotation, biological process: neuron differentiation; regulation of transcription by RNA polymerase II; multicellular organism development.